Messenger RNA from Penicillium antarcticum, 246 nucleotides. RefSeq lists its product as uncharacterized. The record is from RefSeq and is a predicted model, not a curated record. The transcript has a single exon. The coding region runs from base 1 to 246 and encodes 81 amino acids. Lineage: Eukaryota; Fungi; Ascomycota; Eurotiomycetes; Eurotiales; Aspergillaceae.
AUGGGUCUCAUAAAGCUCCUCCUGAAAGCGAUCAUCAUCCCAAUCGUUCUCCUCAUCGUCGUCACCGUCGUUGUGGUGUUCUGGAUCAAGAUGCGCCGCGAAAAGAAACAGAAGGAGAAAGAAAUUGAGACCGGGUUUCAGCCACCUCCUAUACAGCAAUGGGUGCCUUACACCCCGGUUCAACAGCCUGCCCCGGUUUAUGCCAAAACCCCGGGAGCGACAGAACAUGGAAUUGCACAGCCUUGA